AUGAGUACUUCAUUUAUUUUGGAAAAUGUAUUUGGAUUGAUAGGAGCUAUAUUUUGGUCUUUUCAACUAGCACCUCAGGCAUACAAGAAUUGGCAUAAUAAGAAUACAAAAGGUUUAUCACCUUUAAUGAUGUUAUUAUGGACAAUAUCGGGUUUGAUGUUUGGAAUAUAUGCAGUAGUGUUGGAUUUAUCAAUACCAUUAAUACUUCAACCACAAUUAUUUCUGAUGAUAAGUUUUCUUUGUUAUGCUCAAUGUUUGUAUUAUGAUCAAUCAAAAAUAUUUAUCGGAAGAAAAUUGAAAAUCGUUAUGUUUUAUGUUGUUGGAAGUUUGAUUUUAGGUGGAAUUCAAGUUGCUGGUAUAUUUGGAAUUAGAGAAUCCAAUAAACAUAAUGUAAAAUGGCCAGAAGUUUUAGUUGGAAUCUUAUCUGUUGUCUUAUUAACCAGUGGGUUUAUGAUGCAAUUUAUAGAAAUUUAUCGGAUUAAAUUAGUAAGAGGUGUUUCACUUAUUUUCUUAACUAUUGACAUGUUGGGAUCUGUGUUCUCUAUUGUGAGUUUAGUAUUUCGACCACCACCGUUUGAUCUAUUAGCAUCAUUCACAUACGUAUCAGUGCUUGUUUGUGAUGUUGUGAUAAUAAUUCUAUAUUAUUUACUUAAUUGGAUAGAUUCUCGACGUUGUCAUGAAAAUAGUCUUAAAGAAGAACUUGGUGAUAAUACAGUAACCAUGAGUAAUGAUAGGAGAAAUCUUAAUCAAAAAGAAAAGAUAAAUUCUGAAGUUCAAGAAUAA
Entrophospora candida is the source of this 783-nucleotide messenger RNA. Lineage: Eukaryota; Fungi; Glomeromycota; Glomeromycetes; Entrophosporales; Entrophosporaceae. The record is from the annotation of a GenBank genome assembly.